GGCGGGAAAUUCACAGCUUACAGGGAGCAAAAAAACCAGUCUCAGCCAGACGAGAUAAGCUUUAGAUGGUGGACUACAAAAGCCGUGUUGAAGCCUCAGUUCCCGGCAAAUCCAGUUACUAUCGCCAUGGCGCAAAACUCAAAGUUACCAGUAUAUCUGCUCCUAGUCGCAAUUUCCGUGGGCUCCAGUCUGUCCUACGAUGUGCCCAAGGCCACUGUCAAGGUCAACUCACCGAAGGGGUUCGAGGUCUCCAUUCCCGAUGAGCCGGGCAUUUCCCUAUUCGCUUUUCACGGCAAGGUCAACGAGGAAAUGGACGAUCUGAGCGAUCAAACCUGGGCCACCGAUGUGGUGAGUUCUCGCAAUGGACGCUGGACAUAUCGCAACCGGAACCAUCAACUUAAACCCGGAGAUGUUCUGUACUACUGGACAACGGUGCGUUACCAUGGAGUCGACUACCACAACUACAACCAGAGGCAUGUGGUCGGUCAGGGGGAUUCCCAGAGAAUAGAUGUCAACGGCUCCAACGGCGGUCGCCAGCCGAUUGUGGCCAACGGCCAUAACACGUUCAAUAUAUUUGUACAAUGAACUAUGCUUGAAUAAAAGUGUUUAUUAUUUUAUUACCCUCGAA
Messenger RNA from Drosophila simulans, 628 nucleotides. RefSeq names its product gram-negative bacteria-binding protein 3. Lineage: Eukaryota; Metazoa; Arthropoda; Insecta; Diptera; Drosophilidae. Gene Ontology annotation, molecular function: carbohydrate binding. The record is from RefSeq and is a predicted model, not a curated record. The transcript has a single exon. The coding region runs from base 127 to 585 and encodes 152 amino acids.